AUGGCAACCGAAUCAGCUCAACCUAAGGAGCAAAUUGUUGAUCCUUGGACAGCUAAAGCUGGGGAAGGUGAAAAGAAGAUCAACUAUGACAAGCUCAUUGUUCAGUUUGGAAGUGAGAGAAUAGAUGAAUCCCUUCUACAAAGGAUUGAGACUCUAUCAAAGAAACCAGCCCACCACUUUCUCCGCCGAGGAAUUUUUUUUUCUCACAGGGAUGUUCCUGAUAUCUUGAAUGCAUAUGAGCAAAAUAAGCCAUUCUUUCUCUACACUGGGCGUGGUCCUUCAUCGGAGUCUAUGCAUCUUGGGCAUCUUAUUCCAUUCCUUUUUACCAAAUAUUUGCAAGAUGUCUUUGAUGUACCACUUGUGAUACAAAUGACUGAUGAUGAGAAAUUUAUGUGGAGAGAUCUUGGCCUAGAGGAAGCUCAUCGCCUUGCUUAUGAGAAUGCUAAAGACAUCAUUGCCUGUGGUUUUGAUGUUAAUAAGACUUUUAUCUUUUCCAACUUGGAUUACAUGAGUUGCUGUCCAUCUUUUUAUCGUAAUGUCCUACGUAUACAAAAGUGUGUAACUUGUAAUCAGGCAAAGGGUAUAUUUGGCUUCCAGGAUACAGAUUCUAUAGGUAAAAUGGCAUUCCCAGCUGUUCAAGCAGCACCAUCCUUUAGUACUACCUUUCCUGACAUAUUUGGAGACAAUAAAGAUGUCAGGUGUCUCAUCCCUUGUGCCAUUGAUCAGGAUCCAUACUUUCGUAUGACGAGAGAUGUAGCACCACGUCUUGGCUAUCACAAACCAGCACUCCUUCAUUCAACUUUCUUUCCAGCACUUCAAGGACCACAAUCCAAGAUGUCUGCUAGCGAUCCAACAUCAUCCAUCUUUCUUACAGAUACUCCAAAGGAAAUUGAGCAAAAAAUCAACAAGUAUGCUUUUUCUGGUGGAUGUGACACAAAAGAAGAACAUGAGAAACAUGGUGGUAACACUGACGCCGAUGUCUCUUAUCAAUACUUGACCUUUUUCAUGGAGGAUGAUGAACGUCUGGCAGAGAUAAAGAAGAAUUAUGAAAGUGGAAAACUGCUUACUGGACAACUCAAGAAAGAGCUUAUUGGUGUGCUUCAAAAGCUUGUUGGGGAUCAUCAGGCAAGACGUGCUGAGGUGACUAUGGAUGUUGUGAAGCAGUUCAUGACUCCUCGUCCUCUAAAUUUUAAGCUGUCUGCUUAAAGAUUGAAUCUGAGUAGAUAGUUAGCCAACUUAUACUAAUUAGUUAUAGUGUUUUUAUAGUAGCAGGAACUAUAUUUAUGAUUUGAUUUGUUUUAGUUAAUUUGAUUCUUAUUUGAAAGAGACUUUUCAUUAGUUUAAA
This is a messenger RNA of Amphimedon queenslandica, 1345 nucleotides long. RefSeq names its product tryptophan--tRNA ligase, cytoplasmic-like. Gene Ontology annotation, molecular function: ATP binding; tryptophan-tRNA ligase activity. Gene Ontology annotation, biological process: tryptophanyl-tRNA aminoacylation. The coding region runs from base 1 to 1206 and encodes 401 amino acids. The record is from RefSeq and is a predicted model, not a curated record. NCBI's taxonomy places the organism in Eukaryota, Metazoa, Porifera, Demospongiae, Haplosclerida, Niphatidae. Gene Ontology annotation, cellular component: cytoplasm. The transcript is spliced from 8 exons.